Messenger RNA from Argiope bruennichi, 5507 nucleotides. Its product is annotated as mucin-17-like. Gene Ontology annotation, biological process: regulation of transcription by RNA polymerase II. The transcript is spliced from 4 exons. NCBI's taxonomy places the organism in Eukaryota, Metazoa, Arthropoda, Arachnida, Araneae, Araneidae. Gene Ontology annotation, cellular component: nucleus. The record is from RefSeq and is a predicted model, not a curated record. Gene Ontology annotation, molecular function: RNA polymerase II cis-regulatory region sequence-specific DNA binding; DNA-binding transcription factor activity, RNA polymerase II-specific. Bases 416 to 3961 code for a protein of 1181 amino acids.
AUUAAAUUCCACAUCCGGGUGCCAUUGGUUAUGGCUCCUUUAAAGUUUUUUUUAAGUUUUUCAUACAUAACUAUUUACAGUAAACAAUCAUUUCUGAUUACUUUUUAAAAGAAAAUGAAACCCUACAUGAAAGGAAAAAUCCAAAUUGAGAAACCAAGCAGAAGAAUAGAAACUCUAAUAAAAAAGAAAUGUGAAACUUAUUUGGAAUAUCUAACACAUGUGAAAUAAUUGAUGACUGUUUUAAGAAUGGUAUAAGCAUUAGUGCUUUCAUUACCUUUGAUUUAGUGAAGAAUAAAGAAUUUUAUGUUCCUCUGCCCUAAGAAAGACAUUAUGGAUCAGAACAACAAAUUGAUUUAAAAUAUUGUCAAAAUGUUCCAAUUAUGCGUAAAUAAGACUACUCGGAUGAGACUUGAAGAUGAGUGACUGCUCUCCACCAUCUGACACUCCAUCUGGUGGGGAACAGGAGCCCACUAUGGUCUCUGUGCCUGUAGUGGGCUCCACUGACAACAUGGCUACCUCCUGGAAUAAUGGCCUCUGCUCUGCCGAGAUCAUGACCUCCGAUUCUGCAAGCUACCUGCACGAUGCUGAUUCAACAUCAGGUUCCUUGGGAGCAUGCGAUGAUGAGCGGAUGAUGGUCGAUGGUGCUUUGCGGUCUUCACUCACUGUUAAUGCUAUAGUCACUCAGGAAUCUGGCUCACAAGAGUCGGAAAACAGCGAAGACCACUUGAGUGUUGUUGACAACAUCACUGCGCAGAACUUCUUACGUGAGUCAGAUCUGAUGAAUGCAGCAUCGACUGCCUUAGGCCAUAAGAAGUCUCCAUCAUCAGGCGAUCAUGAACACAAUCUUCUGUCUCUGGAACAGCAUUCAGUAACCAGCAGUCAGGACCACAUGGAGAUGCAGAGCCUUCUUCAAGAGCAGCAGGACCUGGAUGGGCCAGUGUCCAAUUACCACUUGGACAGCUCGCAGACCUCUGAGCUGUCCGUGGAGAGUACGCCUCAUUUAGAUAUUGGUUCCAACUUACCUGAGGUAGUGCCUGGUGAUGGAGUGUGCCUGUCACCAUCAUCGAACAGCAGUGCAUCUUCUUUGGAUCUAUCUUCAGGUGUGAGUAUAUCAUCCAACAUUGGGUUGCCUCCAGUGUCCACCAUCAUCCGAUCAUCUGCAAAGGGGAGGUUUGAUGCUUUCUGUAGGCCUUCUAACAUCAACCUGAUCAUGGGUAUUCCUCAGUAUCUGAGCAACAGUAACUCUUUUGAUGUAAUGACUUCUAUGAACAACAUCCAACGCUUGUCUUCGAGUCCCUGCGACUCUCUCAACAAUGUUUCCUUAGCUAGUCCGAUGGAGGUUUCAUCUUCAAGACACAAUGCCUGUACAGAUAUAGUAAUGGAAAAUGUAGAUGUUCCUCUGUCAUCAUCAUUAGUGUGUUCGUCCACCCCUAUCGGCCAUGUUGAGAGCCGAUGCAUUAAAGCUAAUACUGUGAUGUCUUCUCUGGGACCAGACAUGAUGGAUAAAGAUGCCUUGUCAGAAAUGACAGACUCUGAACAUGGUUUUGAUCUACCCAGUAGAACUAUUUCGAAUUUUGUUGGGGUGGUCCCACUGAGGGAAAUAAUGCAUAUAUCCACUUCCCCAUCCCAACAUCUGUCACCCAUGGCAAUCGAAGAAAUGCAGAAAGUGGCUGAGAUCAGUGAGCAGCUGCAGUCAGGAGAUGGGAUGGAGGGUCCUUUUUCUUUGCAUUCAGAGGAUGAGUCUAUUGCUCGGGUCAUGCUCUCCCCCCACUUUAGUGUAGAGAACAACAUACAGCAUACAGAUAAUUAUGUUGAUUGUAUCAGCCAGCGUUCCCAACCAACAUCCAUCUCAGCCAUUGAGACAAAUGUCAUCAUGUCCACAUCAAACAUAGAUUCCUCUCCUAAGUUUACUGCUGCUGAAAUUAAAGCUAUUGAGCAGAGACUAUCAGAACACUCUCGUAAUGCAGCCAUGGAAGAUAGUAUGGGUGAAUCGGCUCUGGAUUCAGAAGUGAUUAUUCCAGAUUGUAUAGAAACAUCCCAGAACUCUGAUAUUAUUUAUUCUGAUGUGCAUGAUGUGUUGAGUGGAGAUUCGGAGGAACAGAAGAUCUUGAAGGCCCAUAAUUCAACAAGGUCAACUAUCAUCGAAAAAAAUCUGUUACAGCAGUCGCAGGUUGUCAAGAAUGAGUCUACUGUGAUAACAAGUGCAGAAAAUUUGUCCUCUAAUAAAAUAACUGCUAUCAAAGUGUCGCAAAAUGAAAACAACGGUGACAUAAUCACUAUCAGGAUGGCUGGGAAAGUGGCUGUUUCAGAUGGUGAACAUGAUACGGGUGUGACUGCUGUGAACCCUUCUGCCGUGACAGCUAGCGUUAUUCAACAACUUUUGAGGGCACAAUCGCCCCCAACCAAGUUGAGAACUAAUAUGCAGCGUGUACCUAAGGGUGUUAUUACUUCUGUGAUGUCAACAAAGGGUGAUUCUAUCAUCCAUCAAGAUAUCUUGGUUCCCACAUCUUCACCUUCAACUGUGAAGAAAGAAGAUGGAAGUGAUCCAGGGAUUUCUGUUUCUAAAGAUUCAUCGCUGGUGGACAAUUCAAAUAGCUCUAAAGAUAAAUUAGAUAUUAGUGAACAUUCCGUGAUCAGCCACGGGAGUAAAUCGCCCCCUUCAUCUGAUGAAAAAGAUGCAUCUCUCCCCAACAUAACCACUACAGUGUUACCUUCUCUGUUCACUAACCUUUCUGCCAGUGCGCUUGCUUCUUUGCAGUCCACUUUGUCUUCAGCCCUUCCCCUUACUUCCCUGCCCAACAUCAGCAUUGGUGACAGCUCUGCUGUCAUCUCUCAUUUGCCUUCUGUAUCACCCACUCUGUCAUCACCACCCCUCUCCCCAAUUUUGUUACCCAGUAUCCUCUCUUCAACUUUAAGAAAUGUUUCAUCUGGGGUCCCUUCAACUCUUCUGGACUCCAUAGUGACCUCCAACUGUGUGACUUCCACCAGUAGCAUGUACAGUGGGCUCUUAAAGACAGUUGGUUUGGUCAAACAGGAGCCUGGGUCAGGUCCAUUGCCCCCCUUCACGGUGGUCCAUGGACUCUCACCGUUGGUGAAGCGCUCGAAUCUGAUUGGUGCUAAUCCUACGAGCGCCCAGAUCCCCGUGGUGACCAUCAAGCAGGAGCCCGGAUCCUCCCGAGCUUCAGUGAGUGCCUCAGAAUUCAACCCUUCCAUAAUCUUGAAUGCCGGUACUGCAUUGCCCGGCAUUGCCUCCAUACAUCUUCCUCCUGCAGCUGCUGCGGUCCAACUGCCCGUGGUCGUGACCAGCUCGGUUGCGAUAUCGACCUCUGCGCUAACAAACCCAGUGCCUUCGCAAGCUUCGACCAUCGCAUUCGCGGGGAGCACCCCCACCUCGACAGUUGACUCUUCAGCUGAAAAGCCUUCUUCAGACAAAAAGUGGAACUGCCUCAUGUGUAAGAAUGGGAGUCCAUGUGGUUUACAUCCGACUCAGCCCAGGCUGACUACUCCUCCCCAACCAGUUUUAUCAGGUGACCCUGCAAAGCCUUUUCAGUGUACGCUGUGUGGCAAGCACCUUGCCUCUAAGAAUGUGUACCAACUGCAUCUGCGGAGCCAUUCUGGUGAGAAGCCUUUCACGUGUAACCUUUGUGGCCACCACUUCUCCCAGAAGACCUCAUUGACCAGGCACAUGCGAUCACACACUGGGGAACGACCCUUCCCUUGUGACGUAUGUGGGAAACGCUUUGCAGAUAAGGAGCGCAUAAAAAUCCACAUGCGCACCCACACAGGGGAGAAGCCCUUUGCCUGUGAGGUGUGUGGCAAGCGCUUUUCUCAGAAGUCCACUGUGAAGAGGCACAUGAGUGUACACACCGGAGAGAAGCCAUUCAAGUGCGAGUCGUGCGGCAAGGGUUUUGCGAAUCGUGGGAAUCUGAAUGCACACAGUAAAACUCAUGCUAACACAUGACACUUCUGUUGGCAGGAGGAGAGAAUAGCAUACUUAUGUACACACACUCACCUUGUAUAUUCGACUCUGGGGUGUUUCUCACACUCUGAGGAAGAUUCCAAAUGUAGUAUAAGAUUGUACAUUUUUACAAUAAUUUUUAGCAAAUAACCUCAAUUUAGAAGUUAUAGAGAAUGUUAACAACUUGAUACUGAAUUGUUAGCAAGCAUUCAUAUAUUAUAUGUAUAUGAAGAUAUACAGUAUCAUCGUCCUACAAAGAGUGAUCUUUUUUUGUUAAAACACUGUUGUCGAGUAGAGACCAUCUUUGGAUUUUGAAUGGUUUUUGCAGUUUUACUAAAGUACAAACAAAUAACUUCUGUUAUUGCAAUAUCAAAGCAGUAGUUUCUUAACAUUUUAGAUCUUUCGAGCGAGAGAGAGAUUUAUCGUAGAUCGUUUUUAUCACAUGCACAUAUCUAGUAUAUAGCUAGAAGUAUUAAAGUUUAUAUAUAUUAUAAUGUUAUGAUUAGCAUAAUAUUUGCUAUUGUUUUCAGAGUUGUUUCAAAUCUUGAAGCAUAGUCAUGUUGCCAUUUGUUAACCAGGUACGAAGAUGCGUGCUAUUAGUUUUCCUAUAGAGCAGUGAGAAAUAGCCAAUGGGAGUAUGCUUAAGCCAUUGAUAUGCGAGAGGCUGCCUGUGUGUGUGAAUGUCGAGGAGUGCAUCUCAAGGAUUUUAUUCAAACGCUUUGGUUCACACUCUAGCCCUUUUUGAUAAACCAACUCUCAACUUUUAUUGCUUUUUUUUGUUUGUUGACUGUCAGCCAAGCUGGUCAGACCUUCCUCAGGAACCUCAUUGAGAUAUCUGAAUCGGAUAUUCUUUUACUUUGUAUUCUUGGUAUAAAAUAAAAGGUAACCUAACUCAUUAAAAAUAUAAACUUUAAUUUAUAAUUACUAUGAUAAGUAUAGUAAUCAUUUUCAAAUAUGCAAGAAAUGCAGUCAAUAUUAAUACUAGAAUUGAUAUUGACUGUUAAAUCAGCUUAUUAAUUUCUUUUUUUUUAAAAAAAAUUUACCUGCCAUAGUAAUUUCAUUGGAAAUUAUUUUCAUCAAAUUUUCCCCAUUUUUUCUUUCUUUUAGAAAAGUGAACACAUUUCUCCUGCAAUUGGGAAGGUCUGGCUUGCAUUUAGAAGUGAAAGUCUUUUAAAAAAAGUCUUUAUAUAUUGAGCCCUCUAAUCUUAGGCAUUAAAGAUUUUAAGAUUAUAUCUACAUUUAAAAGAAUAUUUUAGAAUUCAUGCUGUUUUUAAAUUUGCAAAUGAUACUUGUUGAUAGUGUACCUAGCUUGUAAUGUAUUUUUCUGCCAAAGGUCGUAAUGGAGUUCAAGUUAUAAACUUCAGUACCUUUCUUUUCUAUUAUCUUAUUAUCUCUGAUGGGAUUGUUAUUUUUAAAGCAAAUAUGUGUAAUUUGAAAACAAAAAUGUGUAAUUGUCCUUUUUUUUCCCCCUCAUUUAACAUUUCAUAAGCUGUAUUUCAAAAUGAGUUCUUUUCCCAAGAAAGUUUAUUCCCAAAAAUCCAAAAAUUAG